Poecile atricapillus (Black-capped chickadee) is the source of this 2126-nucleotide messenger RNA. RefSeq names its product DDB1 and CUL4 associated factor 10 (gene DCAF10). Gene Ontology annotation, cellular component: Cul4-RING E3 ubiquitin ligase complex. The transcript has 7 exons. The record is from RefSeq and is a predicted model, not a curated record. NCBI's taxonomy places the organism in Eukaryota, Metazoa, Chordata, Aves, Passeriformes, Paridae. Gene Ontology annotation, molecular function: protein binding. The coding region runs from base 55 to 1509 and encodes 484 amino acids.
GCAGUGGCGUGGGGCGGCCGGCAGGGGGCGGACGCGGCCGGCGCUGCCGCCGCCAUGAGCAAGGGCCCGGGGCUGGGGCCGGGGCCGGGGCUGGACCCAGACCCGGGGCCAGACCCAGGGCCGGACCCAGGGCCGGACCCGGAGCCCCCCCGCCACAGCGACCCCGCCGACCCGGGGCCCGGCGCCCCCGGCGGGCUGUUCGCGUGGCUGCGCGGGCGCUGCCUGGGCCGCGGGGCCGCCGUGGACCCGGCGCGGGACACGUUCGGCGCCAUGACCGGGCUGUACGGCGCCAUCCAGCCCGCCGACUCCGUGUCCCUCAGCACCCGCACGCACGGCGCCGUCUUCAACCUGGAGUACUCGCCCGACGGGUCAGUGCUGACUGUCGCCUGUGAGCAGACUGAAGUCCUGCUCUUUGACCCAAUAUCUUCAAAGCACAUCAAGACUCUCUCUGAGGCUCAUGAAGACUGUGUAAAUAACAUCAGGUUCCUGGAUAACCGGCUGUUUGCGACGUGCUCCGACGACACCACCAUCGCGCUCUGGGACCUGAGGAAGCUCAACACCAAAGUGUGCACCUUGCAUGGCCACACCAGCUGGGUCAAGAACAUCGAGUAUGACACCAACACCAGGUUACUGGUGACCUCGGGCUUUGAUGGAAACGUGAUCAUCUGGGACACCAACAGGUGCACAGAGGAUGGAUGUCCCCACAAGAAGUUUUUUCACACCCGUUUUCUGAUGCGAAUGAGGCUGACACCAGACUGUUCCAAAAUGCUGAUCUCCACCUCCUCUGGUUACCUUCUGAUUUUGCACGACCUUGACCUAAACAAGUCUUUAGAGGUUGGCAGCUACCCGAUUUUAAGAGCCAGGAGGACCACAUCAAGCUCAGAUGUAACAUCAUCAGGCUCCUCUGGCCCUCGAGCUGUGGGUUCACCCUGUCACCAGAACAACUCGGGGCCGCUCUCUGAGAAAACCUUGUCACGGCCCUCCCAGCGAGAAGGGGGAUCACCUAGAAAUAGCCUUGAGGUGUUAACACCAGAGGUUCCUGGAGAAAGAGAUCGUGGGAACUGCAUCACGUCACUGCAGCUGCACCCCAAGGGCUGGGCCACGCUGCUGCGCUGCUCCAGCAACACAGAUGACCAGGAGUGGACUUGUGUCUAUGAAUUCCAGGAAGGAGCUCCGGUGCGCCCCGUGUCCCCGCGCUGCUCCCUGCGCCUGACGCACUGCAUCGAGGAGGCCAACGUGGGCCGGGGCUACAUCAAGGAGCUCUGCUUCAGCCCCGACGGCCGCAUGAUCUCGUCCCCGCACGGCUUCGGCAUCCGCCUGCUGGGCUUCGACGCGCACUGCAGCGAGCUGGUGGACUGCCUGCCGCGGGAGGCCAGCCCCCUGCGCGAGAUCCGCUCGCUCUACUCCCACAACGACGUGGUGCUCACCACCAAGUUCUCCCCCACGCACUGUCAGAUCGCCUCGGGGUGCCUUAGCGGACGCGUCUCCCUCUACCAGCCAAAGUUCUAGGCACAGCAGCGGCACCUGUGGAUGGACAUUGGUGGGUUUUACUUCAGCUUAGUGGAAGUGUGCUCUCUCCAAAAUCUCUGAAUCCAGAGGAGGUCACGGUGACUGUGGUCUCGGGACGUGAUGAUGGGAGGAUUUUUCAGGUCAGCACCGUGCGGAUCUUGGUCCUGCAUCUGCGAGCCUGCGGCCCCGCCAGCAGCCCUCUGCUCCUGCUGAUGCUGUGCAAAGGGGCUGCUGUCCUGCUGUGUUUGUACCCUGAUACUUGAUUGUUUCCUUCAGCACAACUCCACUGGGCUGUUUGGAACAACACAGAGGGGCAGGGUGCCCAGGUACUCCUGUCCCAGAGGAGCUGGACUGCCUCACCUCUGCUUCCUCUUCUGUCGCUGAAGCAACUCUGUGGUGAUUAGUAGAUAAUGGGCUGCUUGUCUACGUAAGCAACACGGUUAGUUACUCUCACAAAAAAAAAAAAAAAGGAAAAAAAAAGAAAAAACCAAAACAAACAAAAAAAAAAGAAAGAAAAAGGAAUUUUGCUUUUAUUUCUAUGUUAAUGUGGUUGUCAUUGGCUAGAAAAAUGAGUCACAGUGUGGCUUAGGCUGGCAGGGACCACUGGAGGUCACCCA